CUUCUGUAGCCCCGCCCCUUCUGCCGCUCGUCAGAGUCUGAGCUCGAGCGCGGUCCGGUUCACCGACAGCUGCUGAAACACGCGCGGAUGCACCUGCAGUUACCGAUCAUGGCGCUCGUGCCGUCUCGCUCCAGCGGUGUCUGUGUCCAGCGAUCACCCUCCGUGUGUCUCUGAGAGGAACCAUGCUGUCGGGAAGCUGGCGCCGGGGAACCGUGGUCCCGGGGUCCAGGCUGGGCAGUACUGUGGUUCUAGAAGCUCAGUAUGAUUACUCGUACCGUGCCACCGACGGCCGUCUGGUCUCCAUACACGAGGGCGAGCGCUUUCUGCUGCUGAAGAAGACCAACGCGGACUGGUGGCAGGCGCGGAGGAUCGGGGUCGGAGCAAAGGUCAAACCCAUAUAUGUGCCAGCGACAUACGUCAUUGAGCUGCCGGUCAGCCAGUUCCGCCCCUCGCUGCCCUCCAGCCAAUCAGCAUCAGAGAGCUUCAAGAUGAUCCCACGAGGCUCCCUCACACCCUGUACGCAAACACACGGCUCGGUGCCUGAUAAGCAGUUCUGUCGUUCCAUGGAGAAUCUCAGCUGCAGCAGUGCCUUGAUGGACCACCAUAGAGGACGUUUCCCGACGUUACCCCUCUCCGGUUCCUCCGCUGUGCCCUCGGGUCACCUCUCGGUUCCCUGCGUCCCGAUCGCCCGCAGCCAGAGCUCCAGCAGUCUGCCGCAGAACCCGUACCAGGACCCAGACCCGAGCAAAUCCUACAGCCAGUGGGACGUGAACGCAGCCACACGCAGACACACGCAGACACACAUCCAGAUCUCGUCAUCCGCCUACAUUUCCCAGAAUUCUCUGUCAGAGCAGGGGAAGCGGUGGGCGGAGCCUCCCAAGCCGUUGCCGGGUCAACGACCCCUGCAGACGCUGCAGCUGUGGGAGCAGUACCGUGACCCCGGCACCGGACGCUUUUACUACGUCAACACCGUGACCGAGGAGCGCUCGUGGAAACCUCCACGCAGAGCCCGUGAGAGCCACGCCCACCAAAACAAGGUCGGGGCAGUUCAGCGUGACAUCAGACACCUGUCACUCCCAUUAAAGAACUCAGGAAGCAGCCCAAUGCACAGGCUCUCGCCUGACCUCUCCUACAUUACCCAUAAUGCCAACGGCUGGCAGCUGAGCCAGAGCAUGCAGCACGCUGCGUCAUCUGACGUGCUCAGCUCCGCCUCCAGCAUGUUUGACGACGCCCAUCGCAGGAACUCUGCCUUAGCAGGGGGCGUGGCAUGUGUGAGCCACUCCCACCCCAUGUUCCUGCCCUUACAGCGAGCUUCUGCAAACGGCAAGUCAGAUUACAGACUGGUGACAGAACCUUCUUCAUCUGGGAGCUCACCAGACAGUGAAGGAGUCACACCGGAACUGGAAAAGGCCGGUCUGCUCAACAAAACCAAGAUAGCAGAAGGAGGCAGGAAACUGAGGAAAAACUGGAACCCGUCAUGGGUGGUGCUGGUGGGAAACAGUCUCGUCUUCUUCAAAGACCCCAAAAGCCAGAAUCCUGACAGCUGGAAGCCGGGUAACAGCUGUCCAGAGAGCAGCGUGGAUCUGAGAGGAGCUCAGCUUCAGUGGACCAACGAUCUGUCCAGCAAGAAAAACGUCUUCAAGCUGAGGACGGUUACGGGAAAUGAGUUCUUGCUGCAGUCGGACACAGAGUCACUCAUCAGAGAAUGGUACAGAACCAUCCAGAACGUCAUCCACAGACUGGAUAAGGAGAAUCCUCUGGAUAAUGUGCUGCAGUAUUCUCUGAGGAGAGCCGGAUCGGUCGAGAUGUUGGAUCAGAGCGGAGACGAGGACGAGAAUCGCGCCGGACGCAAGACGUCGCUCCCUCGCUCCGCGUCUAACCUGGAGAACUCGGAGCACAAGCGUGUGAAGAGCCGCUUGAAGAAGCUGAUCCUCCGGAGACCUCCGCUGCAGACGCUGCAGGAGAAAGGACUCAUCAAAGAUCAGGUGUUCGGCUGUGCGCUGGAGCUGCUGUGUGAGCGAGAGAAAAGCGUCGUCCCUCAGUUCGUCAGGAAGUGCACCGAAGCCGUGGAGAGAAGAGGUUUGGAGACUGAUGGGAUUUACAGAGUCAGCGGGAAUCUGGCCGUCAUUCAGAAGCUGCGCUUCGCUGUCAAUCACGAGCGAGCCGUGACCACAGACGGACGCUAUCUCUUCCCUGAGGAUUUAGUUCAAGAGCGUCUGGAUCUGGACGACCCGCAGUGGGAGGACAUCCACGUCAUCACCGGAGCGCUCAAGCUGUUCUUCAGAGAGCUGCCCGAGCCGCUCGUGCCGUACACACUCUUCCACGACGUCGUCGAGACCGUCAAAACCUCGGAGCAGCUGGAGAAGGUGGAGAGACUGAAGCUGCUGGUCCUCAGCAUGCCCCCACCCAACCAACACACCCUACGACACAUGAUCGGACACCUCAGACGGGUGAUGGAGCGCUCCAACAGCAACCGCAUGACCACGCAGAACAUCGGCAUCGUGUUCGGCCCCACACUGAUGCGUCCCGAGAACGAGAGCGGAAACAUGGCCAUUAACAUGGUGUACCAGAACCAGGCCGUGGAGCUGCUGCUGAGCCAAUACCUGCAGAUCUUCGGAGACGAGCAGACGGGAGCUUCCUGAAACCAUCUCAGACUGCAUCAUUACUCCACAAACUCACCCUAGACUGGAUCUCAUGAAAACACCACAGGGUCACGCUUCAGCUCAAUGUCAGAAAUAAUGAUAAAAAAAAUAGAAAUUAUAUUUUGCAUAAAGAAAAUUCAUUUUUAGGAUCAUUAAGAUAACAUCAUAAAUUCUCAAAGCAUCCAGACAUUUUAUCCUGUUUUUUUUUUUUUUUUGGACUACUAAUUCUAGUAAUAAAUAAAAAAAAAUAUAGAAAUUAUAUUUUGCAUAAAGAAAAUACAUUUUUUGGAUCAUUAAGAUAACGCAAUGUCAUUGUUAAUUUAACACUUUUUCAAUAACCCUAUUAUUUUAGAAACAAUUAAACAAAUUUGUAUCAUUAAUUUUGCCAUUAUUAUUUUUAAAAAAAUUUCUUCAACAAGACUAAUUCUCAUAAGUUCUAAAAAUAUAUAUAUUUUACAUAAACAAAAUUAAUUUCUAGCAACAUUAAGAUAACGUUAUGAUAUUACAUGAAUCAAAAUGAAACACAUUUUCACCAUAAAGUCUCAAAGCAUCCAGAUAUUUUGAGUUUUAAAAAUAAUUCCCACCAAAAAAAAUUCUUAAUUCUAAAAAUAUUAAUUAUAUUUUGCAGAAUUUUUAAGUGAACAUUUCUGAUAUUUUUUAAAGACAAUUAAACAAAUUUUCAGCAUAAAUUUUCAAAGCACCAGACAUUUAACAUUUUAUUUUUAUUUAUUUUUUUACUAAUAAUUAUUGUAAAUUCAAUUUUUUCUAUUAUAUUUAGCAGGAAAAAAAAUAUGUUAUUUAAUUCACAAUUAAACCUAAAAAAAAUCUCAAACUUUUUUAUAAAUUUUUUUCUACAGUAAAAAUUCUCUUAUGGUUUUAUACCAUUGCACCACAGGAAUCAUAGUAAAAUUACAAAACAGUAAUAAUAAUACAUUAUAAAUUUAUGGUUUAAUUAAUUAUAAUCUUUAUGCAAAAUUAUAACUUCUUUCUCAUGAUGUUUUUGGGUGACCUGUAAAUGUUCGUGACAGCUUUUGUGAGAUUCGCUCAAGCUUAUUUGCAUCUGUGCGCAUGUGUGUGUGUGUGUGUGUGCGUGUGUGUGUGAUCCAUCUUUCAACUCUUCCGAUUUCAUCCCUAGUGCCUUUGAACUGUUUUUAUCUCAAACGAUUCCCCGCUCAGAGCUCAAAGACAAAAGGCUGUCAAAUAAAGCUGUAAGUGUCACUCAAUAAUCCAACGCUUCAGCCAUUUACUCCUCUUUUAUUGGAGAAAUAAAACUGGAUGCAUUUCUCUCCAAAAUGCGAUGCAAUUUCCUUUCCAUUGUUCAUUGUGUGUGUGUGUGUGUGUGUGUGUGUGUGUGUGUGUGCCAGUCUCAGCGCGGGUGGAGCUCCGCUGCCAUUUCUCCUAAACUCUGCUUUUAAUAACAGAACAAAAGAGGAACUAAAAAUGCAUAUGUUUAAAAAAUGCACCCCCCCCCCACGCCGUGGUUUGGUAAUUUUAUAUGGACUGUGGCUUUGGCUCUCGACUAAAAGAGCCAAGAACCGGGAUCGCUUACACACAUUUUAAUGUUUGAUUUUAUAUAUAUUUAUUCAUUUUUAUGUUCUUAUUAUUUCACUUACACGAGGACCACAAAGAAGGUUUCCAGAGGAGAAGCAGAAGGACUGAUGUUAUAUUCUUCUUCUUCAUUUCUGACAUCAUUCGAAGGCAUGUUGUAUUAUCAACCUUCAAAAGAAUACGCUUGAGGAGAUAUUUCACCCAAAAAUGAUGUUAAUCUGAACUGUGUGUGGUGUGAAUAUCGUGCUGAACUUCUGGUUUUGUGUUCAUUCAGAAGAAGGAGAGAGUAAACCACCAGAGCUUUCAGGUGUAGGUGAACCAGUCUUUUAGAGAGAAACUGGAUUUCGUGAUUCAUUCGGUUUCGUUGUCUGACUCUCCUCAUGUUCUGUGUUUCUGAAAACUCUCCUACACUCAUGAAAUAUUAUAUUUUAAUAUGAGAGCUCUCAGUUUUGAACGAAUGUUUCCUUUUUGUAAUCUGUCUAUGAUGAAGAUGACUAGUCACACGACAUCUGUUCAUCAGAACACAUCUUCUCCCUUUAAACUCUGUGUUUCAGGAUUAUGACAAUAAAAACAGAAAAGAGUUCGGAAA
Carassius gibelio (silver crucian carp) is the source of this 4779-nucleotide messenger RNA. RefSeq names its product Rho GTPase activating protein 9 (gene arhgap9). Lineage: Eukaryota; Metazoa; Chordata; Actinopteri; Cypriniformes; Cyprinidae. Gene Ontology annotation, molecular function: protein binding; phospholipid binding. Gene Ontology annotation, cellular component: cytoplasm. Gene Ontology annotation, biological process: regulation of GTPase activity; signal transduction. The record is from RefSeq and is a predicted model, not a curated record. Bases 183 to 2642 code for a protein of 819 amino acids. The transcript is spliced from 20 exons.